Molecule: messenger RNA, 4152 nt
Organism: Tetrahymena thermophila SB210
Lineage: Eukaryota; Ciliophora; Oligohymenophorea; Hymenostomatida; Tetrahymenidae
Exons: 7
Source: RefSeq, a predicted model, not a curated record
AUGCAUAAGCUGUACAAUCAGGAUGCUAUCGAUUUUGGACCUUGGGAAACAUCUAAUUAAAACAACCUAAACACCUUCUAUUUAUAAAAUAUUUUAUAAUAAGAAGAUUAAUAUGGAAUUAAUUAAGAAGCAGAUUCUGGCAAUAAUGAAAUUAAAUAUAAAAUUGAACUUAGUAAAAAUGACAAUCCUCCUGAAGAUAAUUAUAGAGUUUUAAGCAAAACUCUAGUGAAAAAUUAUUCUGAGCCCAAUAUUCACAAUAAGAACACUAUAGUAAGCAGUCUUCAAUCAAGUCCUAAGCAUUUUCAUUAAAAUAUGCUCUUAAAAAACUAAAAUGACUCAACUAAAUUCACAACUUAUAAUAAUAUUAAUAAUGAAAAAAAGAGAUCCAAUUCUUUGAAAAGGGUUGAAAAUAUCUCAGAUUUAAAUUACAACCAGCUUAAAGUAAUUAAAAAUAAUUUUCAUGAAGAAAAUAAAUUUGAUGUCGAUAAUCACUAAUAAACAACUUAAAGUAAUAAAAGUAAAAUUAAAAUAAAACUUGAUACUGAUAACUUUGAGCGUGUACCAAUUAUGGAUCUAAAAUAUCAAGAUUUUGAAAAGCUUUGUAAAUAAAAUAUUUCAGGGUUACCAAAAAAAAAUGGACACUAUAACAGUCAAACAGAGUAUAACCAAAUUGAAGAUUUAAAUAACUCUUAAAAAUAAAGAUAAAAAAAUUUAAGCUUUAAGUAGAAGUAGGAGUUUAAUAGAUAGUUAAUUUAAUAUGGACACUAGGCACUCUAAACAAGCAAUUUCUUAGAUAGUAACAUAAAAGAAUUUUAAAAGAAUUUAAAAAACAAAAUUUAAUCUGUGCAUUCUCCUGUUCGAGAAUCUAAUUAAGUAAAAUAGUCCAUAUCUGACAGUAUCAACAAUGCAUUAAAUUAACUUAAGAGUUAGAGCUCAAAGACAAGCUAUUAAGAUAAAACUUUUAAAAAGUCAGAUGAAUUAUUUCAAUAAUAAGAUUGGAAAUAAAAAAUUUAGCAAAAAAAAAUAGUAGAAUAAAAUGCAUCAUUUUUUUCAGCAAAUAAAGAAAGCUAAAAAUAAUCCCAAUAAUUAUUAAACGAAGAAAAAAAUAAUUUAAUACUUUAAAACUUAGAUGAUAAAGAUUCAUAAAAUGAAACUAAAAAAUCAUCAGUUUCAUUGAUGUAGAAGUAAAAUUCACCAAGCAAUAAUUAAAAAAACUGCCUUUUAAGUCUUAAAAAAAGGCCUUCUAUAAAUACAAACUCUCAAUUAAAAAAGCUGUCAUUUAAUAUACCAGCAUGCUAAGACUUUAAAUACCAACAUGUAGAACAAUAAAUAGAAGGUGUGAAUUUUAAUACACCAAAGCAUAAUAGUAAUUAAAUAGAAAAUUCUAUCUACUACUAAUACAUUCAGUAAAAAAUCAUAAAUAAAGGGAUAAAAGGAUAAAAAGUAAGAAAUUACUUUGCAAGCCAAAGAAAUUUGUUAAGAAGCUGUCCUAACCAUGUUGAAUUAAAUUCAAAUUAAAAUGAAUAGACUCAAAAUUUCAAAACCAAUGUUAAAUUAUAUCAUGAAAGCAAAAAAAAUAAAUAAAUUUCGAGCUAUCUAAACGAUAGCAUGGUAUUUCAAAAGUCUGAAAUAAACAGCCCAACUUAAUAAAUAUACAGUUCAUCAAACUCUGAAAAUAUGUAAAAAUUAAAUGAAAAGUAAAAUUAUUUAACUUUAAGAAGAAACGAAUUAGCACAAAACAGAUCUGAAUACAGCCAAAUAAAUCAAUAGAUUCAUUUACUAGAAACUUCAAAUAAACUUUGUAUAGACUAGAAUUUAAACUAAUCUUUAAUUAAAGUAUCACUUCUAAAAUAUAAUUUAAAUUCAAUUGGAGAAACAAAAUAAAUGGAAUUUAAUAGCUACGAAUAUUAUCAAUAUGAAGUUGCUUUAGCUAAAUUGAUUCAGUUAAUUAUUGAUAGAGCUAAAGAUAUAGAAGCAUUUAAAUUGACAUAUAUAAAUCAUGUAAAAUUUGAUAGUUACUAAUUGUUUUGCACAAUUGAUGAAGAUAAGUAAAAAUAUAUAUCGUGUCCUGAUAUUAUGAAGCUUUUAAGGAGAAAUAGUUUUAGUAUUAAGCAAAAAGAUAUAGAAUUUCUAGUAGAUAGAUAUUCUUCGCUAAAGUCACUCUUGUUCUUUAAGGAUUUUCUAAAAUUAGUGCUGCCCUAAGGAGAUGAAGAUAUGAUUGACUCAGUUGUAAAAUAGAGCUUAGGAGUUGUAUUUGAUUAAGGGAAAAAAAUAUCACCUUUGAUUGAAUAAAAAUUAUCAGAAUUAAUUGAGAAGGAGGUUAAAUUAUUUUCAGAUUUGUAGGAUUUAAAGAUUUCUAUUGCUGAAAAAUAUUCAUGGAGCUUCAAGCUAGCAAUUUAAGUUUUUAUGAAGGGCAAUACAGGCCACAUCACACCUAAAAUGAUUGAUGAUUUUAUGUAAGUUAAUGGAAAUGGGAAAUAUUAAUACUAGGAUUUCAAGUUCUUAAAGAAUAGAUUUAGCUAGUCUGAAGGAAUACUAGGCUUAACUUAGUAAGAAUUUGGGGAUAUGGUUUAUCCGUAUGAAUUCUUCUAUGAUCCUAAUGAUGAGAAAUAUGAUAAUUAUAAGUCUUAGUAAUAAGAAAUAGAAGAGGAAAAGUAGGUGUUAAGAAAAAUUCAGGAGAAAGAAGAGUUUGAUAAGAAGUUUAAAAUAAUUGGAGAUUUCAUCAAAGAUCCAGAAUAUUAUGAGUAGCAUGAAAAUAUCAUUAAAUUUUUUGAGGAAAAUUAAUAUCGAAAACUGUACUAAAACUUAAAGAAUUUUGACUACUAUAUAGAUUUUGCUAAAGAAAAAAUUAUUUAUAAGCCACCAAAGAAAGAGGAAGAAAAGGAAAUUUUAGAUUUCUAUGAAACAAUCAAACAACAUCAAAAGGAGCUUAAAAGAUAGGCUCUUUAAGAGAAGAAGGCAAAAAAAAAAUAUAAAAAUCCCUAUUUAAAUGAAUAUAAAGGGCUAGACGACUAAGAAGAUUAAGAGGAUUUAUUUGAUACAAGUAAUAUGCCCAGAUUCAGAGAUUAUUAAAGGCAAUUAAAAUAUGAAACUCCUAGCAGGCCAAUGACUAUUAAGCAAUUUGUUAAACUAAUUAGAGCUGAUAGAAAUAUAUUUUUGUACCAAAAACCAGAAAUAAAAAUAUUGAAAAGAAUGGAGUUAUUCAAAACAAUAAAAUAAGAUUUGAAAAAAUAAGAACUAAGAAAGCAAGUUAUAGAUAAUUAGAUAGAAGAGAUAACUGUUUAGGAUAAAAAAGUAGCAGAGAUAGAGAGAAAGAAGCUUUUCUCCGCUUUUUCAGAGUAUAAUAUGUUGGAAGAUGUUAAUACUUAAUCUCCUAAAUAGAAUAGCACAUACAAUACUUAUUUAUAUAAAAAUUCUCUUUAAAAAAGUAUGUCGUUUGGAGAGUCUCUUAAAAUAUAAACUAGCGAUAAAAAAAGUGAUGCAAAACUGAUUAAACCACAGUCAAUUUCGCCAGAAAAGAAAGAUAAAAGCAACAUCUUUUUCUAAAGUCCAAUAUUAAGUAGUCAAAGCAGCUAGUAAGAAAGUAGUAAAUUUAUAAAAAAGCCAUCUAUAAUAAAAGAUAAAUCAUAAAAGAGUGUAUUAUAACUUGAAUAAAUAGAUGAAAAUUCAUUUUUACAAACAAAGAAAAAUGAGCCAUAAAUUCCAUCUUAAAACAAUGAUUUUUAAACAAAAUAAUUCACACCAAAAGAAAAAAAUGUAAACAAGCAAGGUUCGGCUACUGUUAAAAAGUUAUAAUUCUAUGAUUAAGGGGAAUUGAAGUCUUCACUUAAUAAUUCUCAAUUAUCUUUAGAGUAUUUAGAUAAAAUAAAAGGAGUAUAUCCUUCUUAGGAAGAAAUUUCUCUAACUAAAAUAUUAGAUAGACUUCCCACAAACCCACAAAUUGAAGAAAUUAAGAAUCAAGAUAACAUGGAGACAAAAAAACUAACAAAGAAACAAACCGAAUAAGAUAUUAUAAAACAAGCUUAAAAAGAUAUAAUACAAUUUAACCUAAUAAAUGCAAUAAAGAGAUAGAAAUUUAUGUCAAAAAUCUUAGAUAAAAGUACUUUUGGAGAUUAUCCAAACAAAUAAAUAUAUAAAAAAUAUUACCAAUGA